UGGUUUUGAUUGAGUUCAGUUUUUUGUUUAUUCGAUAUAUGUAUACAGCAUGGUCUGCGCUCGGUCCUUAAAUAAAAACUAAAUAAUGUAAUGUUAUCAUAGACAUUCGCUACCCCCUCCACAUGUGUAAAGUUCCCGCAGAAAAAAAACACAGCUUAAAAGAAGUUAGCGACUUUUGAGCAGCGAAUCUCUACCAUAUCACGGAUUUGAUUUAUACAAAAAACCCACUCUUACAUACGAAAGUAUAUGUUUAUGUAUGUACGUACUACUUGGCUUACACAAAUGCGUUAUUUGCACAAAACCUUGUGAUAUUAAGGUCAAGAUCUGAGGAGAAAAGUGUACGAUUUUCAGAUGGCUUCCAACUCAACAAAGAAAAGCAAAUCCUCUGGUAUGCGCAUAUUGUGGAUACCAGGCCGAAAGUCCCAUUCCAAGGGCCGAUUUAGUACUACCAACAAACACAUAUCGUACUCGAGUCCUCAAAAAAAAAGCGAAGUAUGGUCUUUGGGAGGCAGCAAGGCACAGACCGAACUGAUUGACUUCCCUUCUCCCGAGUUGUCAGGCAAUACUCCCUCAUCGUCACUGAGCAUUGUGGCCACCUGCUCGAUGGUUCAAGGCGCAAACAGCGAAGUAGCGUCCUCUGAUGACUUGGCUAUCGCUUCGGAGUCUGCCACUUUGCCAGCCACACCUGUGAGCAUGAACUCACCGAUUUUGAAUAGCCCCACUUCCGAAACUGGAUCUGCAUCUACGCGAGCCAUGACUUCUCCUAACGUCAUUACCACCGUUGUAAUACAGGACUUGCACAACUUUAUGAGCCCUGAUGACUUGCCCAAAGUGCCCGCUUUGACAGUAGGCGAUAGCGAGGUGGUGCUAAACAGCUCAUCGGGAACCACAGCCUCAGUAGCAACUACUUCUUCGCCAAUGGCCAACCACAAGCCGGGAUCCCAGCCAGCCUCCCUUUCCCAGCAAACCACGCCACAGAAGAGUAGAUAUAAGAAUCACAACAACAACCAGGAGGAUAUAAAUUCUAUCGAAAGCAUUUCCAGUUUCCCACGGUUCCAGGGCAACGCCACUGACUUCGAAUGGAUCGACGAAAUGGUGCAACAGCGGAACUGCAAUGAACUGAUGCAUAAAAAUAAGCGGAAAAAGUCAAAGAAAGUCGAGGGCAUGGAAGCCGAUCAACUAGACGGCAAACUCUUUGCCUACAGUAAUGACAAGGCUAAAUUGAAUGGCAAGGGUGAUGAAGACGACGAAAAAGUUGUGAAAUGCUUGUACUACUCACUUAUGUGCUGCGACUGUACUAUAUCGUAAAGGGUCGUACGAACGAAUCCGCGUCCAUGUAAAAUACCUCUCAACCACCUAUGUAAAAAUAUAUUUGAUUUUUAUUUUAUAACUUAGAAUAGUCAUUGUAUCCCGACAUAAGACAGAAGAAAAACAGAAGUAUUACCCGAAUUUAUAAUGACUUACACGGAACUAACAUUAUGAACAUUCGAAUAAACGUCGAAAUCUAAAUCCAACUACAGCCUUAUGUAGUUGAUUCUUAGUUUGAAUUUGAAUAAGUGAUCAACACAUAUGUAUAUUGAAUAUGUAGAUAUUUUCUAUUUUUGUAAAUAAAACAUUUUCUACAAACUUGUA
This is a messenger RNA of Drosophila rhopaloa, 1632 nucleotides long. RefSeq lists its product as uncharacterized. NCBI's taxonomy places the organism in Eukaryota, Metazoa, Arthropoda, Insecta, Diptera, Drosophilidae. The coding region runs from base 352 to 1308 and encodes 318 amino acids. The transcript is spliced from 5 exons. The record is from RefSeq and is a predicted model, not a curated record.